ACGGCGCCUGCGCGGUGGGCGUGAUCCGGGCACUUAGGGCAGGAUGAACGCUGCUUUCCAAGAUGGCGACGGAGGGAGGAGGGAAGGAGAUGAACGAGAUUAAGACCCAAUUCACCACCCGGGAAGGUCUGUACAAGCAGCUGCAGCAUUCGGAGUACAGCCGGCCCAACCGGGUGCCCUUCAACUCGCAGGGAUCCAACCCUGUCCGCGUCUCCUUCGUAAACCUCAACGACCAGUCUGGCAACGGCGACCGCCUCUGCUUCAAUGUGGGCCGGGAGCUCUACUUCUAUAUCUACAAGGGGGUCCGCAAGGCUGCUGACUUGAGUAAACCAAUAGAUAAAAGGAUAUACAAAGGAACACAGCCUACUUGUCAUGACUUCAACCACCUAACAGCCACAGCGGAGAGUGUCUCUCUCCUAGUGGGCUUUUCUGCAGGCCAAGUCCAGCUUAUAGACCCAAUCAAAAAAGAAACUAGCAAACUAUUUAAUGAGGAAAGCUCUUGUCAGCACUUGUGGAAGGUGGAAUGGAAUGAAGGAAGAGAGAAUGAAGGUAGCAGGACCAGUGAGGAGGCCCUAGUAACUGUCCAGGAAAGAAACAGACAUGGACAAAGAUGGCGAGCCCAUGGACAGAGUCACCUGAACACCUCGUGUUUGUGGGUCCCCUCCUGGUUUCCCUGUGUCUUCCUCCGAAGGCGGCAGCCUGUUGGUUAGCUGCUUGUGAAACAGGCCUGUAGCUCCCUGCCUCAGGCCCCCACCUGGCCUGCCGGCCACCACCAUUCAGAGCCGCUUUAAGCAAAUGAUUUAACCUACUUUACCGUUUGAUUUGCUCCCAGCCUUCUGCUGCCCCCCAGGGAGCUCCAUCUACUCUAAUUGUAGGGGAGCUGCGAAACUGGUGCUCUGUCUUUCGGGGCUGCCUCCCGGCUGACCAGAGGAACAGAACUCACCAGGUUUUUGCUCUAGAGGUCUGGUGGGGCCUUUGGCUUCUUGCAGGUAUUGAUGGUAUAAGAUUGUGGGUAUAAGAUGGAGUCAUGGGUGACCAUGGAAUUGCUGUCACCUAGGAGAGACAGACUUAGAUAAACACAAGGGCCAAAUACAGUUAGUAAGGUGGUGAUAAGAGCCUGAGGAGGUGGGAACAGGUCAGAAGGACGGGGCAGCUUUGUGUCACUUUAUGGAACAGGGUAGGAUGUCCAAAUGGAGUGGUUUUAUUGCAUUUACAAAAUUAUUUUAAAAGUAUAUUAUGAAAGAUACAAAAGAUCAGUAAUGUUAUUUCUGUUGGUUUUGCAAUCAGUGUGUGAUCUUUAGCAUCAUAGCUUUAAAUUUUUAUUUUACCCAACAUGCUUCAGAGAAUAAUUCAUUACGUGCCUUAAUGAAACAUUUAAAAUAUUUACAAAUUCAAAAUAGAUGUCUCAUAACUGAAACACAUUACACCUGAGAAUUCAUUCUAACCUUGCCAUUUGUUCCUUUUUUAUCCAAAUCAUUAAGGUGACUGAGUCACCCUGCAGUCUGUAUCAUCUACUGUAUCAAUUGUGUUUAAUUUCUUAUUUAACAUUGGUUAAGCAUUAAACUUACUUAUUUUCACGUUUUAAAUAUAACAAUUUAGGGCGGGGAUUUAGUUCAGCAGCAAAAGCUCCUGGAGCCUUGCAAGCACAUGGUUGUGAGUUUGAUCCUGGUACCAAAAAAACAAAAACAAAAAAUAAAUACAACAAUUUAACAAAUUGCUAUGGCUAUAAUAGUCAAAUAAGGAGUAAAAAUUUACGGUAACAUUAUUUUCCUGAGUAAGUUGUAACAUCUUUUUGAAAAUCAUUAAGCAUUGAGGUCAAUUCAUAAAGUAAACAAUGAUGAUCAUAUAACAUACAAACCAAAAACAGUAAUUUAAAAAUUCUACACAAAGGAAAAAGCAUACACUGUAUAAAACAUAAUCCUGUUGUCUUUGGCAGCCUCAAAAAAAUACUGCCUUGAAACAAACUGUCUUAGAAAAAACUUUAAAAGUUAAUGUUAAAACCUGGCAUGGUGGUGCACGUUUGUAAUAUCAGCACUUUGGAAGCUGAGGCAAGAAGGGUGUUCCAAGUUCGAGGCCAGCCUGGGCUACAUGGUGAGAUUCUGUUUCAAGAAAACCAAAACAGUAACUUUUUCAAAGCAGAUACUUACAGCUGCAGUUAAAGCAAAAGAUGGGUUAACCUUUGCAUAUCCAGAGAAUGAUGACAGACAGUAAAAUACAUUUUACAACAGAGACAAAUACAAAGAAAGACUUAAGUGCCCAAGUGAGAAUGGUUUGUGUGACUUUAUACCACACAAGAUUAGGAAAAGAAAGAAUUGGCUGGAGAUUUAACCUAACAGCAUAAGCGCCUGCCUUGCAAGUGUGUGGUCGUGAGUUCGAUUCCUGGUACCAAUAAAAAAGAAAAAUACCACCCCCCAAAAACGGAAAAGAAAGAAAGCCUGGUUCCCAAAUGCUGACCCAGGAUGGCACACAUCUGUCAUCCCAGGAGACUGAGGCAGGAGGACUGCUCUGUGUUUAAGGCCAACCUGAACAACAUAGUGAGACCCUGUGUCAAAACAAACCUGAACCAAUGCAAAUGCACAGUAGAACAAGAUGAAGCACCUGGCAAGCCUGAGUUCAAUUCCUGGUACCAAAAACAAGAUGAAGCUGCGUCCUGUCUCUGAGACCAGCACAGGUGCAGUAGGUACGUUUCUUCUCACAGCAGUGCCAUUUAGAGUGUGCCGCAAGCCACGCGCUGGGCUCUGCCUUCCAGGCCUGCGUCCCCAAGGUGGACAGAAGGCCUUGCUGCGUGAGGAGCUUUCUGGCUUCUUGGCUUGCGUCAGUGUUCCAGGGUAUUCACUUAGGCCACUGCGUCCUGAUCCCUGUUUCUUCUUCCAAGGGACAGCACUGUAAGGAAACAAAGUUCCUCACGGGUCUGAGGUGCUAGAGAUGGAAGUGGGAAGGACAUUGAUCUCCUCGCUGCCCCCGAUGUCCAGGGAUGCGGAAGGCAAAGCCUUCCCCUCAGGCCGGCCCCUGCUUGGGCACAGUGAGAGCCAGUCCGUGCUGGUGGACACAGGAGCAGACGAUCAGGGCUUUAGGACUGGGCAGGGGCUGACGCUCAUCCUGGAGCGCUGCGGGGCACCUAGCUUGCUUUGGCUUCCGUGGCAGGGGAGCUCAGGAGGUGGGUCCGUCCCACUCCUGGUCCUGGUCCGCGGCAGUGUGGGAGUGGUGGUGCCAGGCUUGCGUGCCCUCAGAGUCCUCAGUCUUGCCGUGGCCCAGAGCACUGGAGCCUGGAAUCAGCCUUCUUAUGGACACCCGUGCGUGGGGGCUGCUACUUUGGAGUGGCUCUAGGAGCGCUGGGGCCGGGUUUCCAGCCAGUUGUGGAUCUAGUCUUGCUCUGUUGGGAUUUUCUGUUGGUGGCUUUUUCCUGUCACCAUUUAUUCUGCAGUGACCAUCUGUCAGUCACCUUUUCCCUUUUACUGUUAAGGUGAGUUGGGCUCCUCAGGUCCGGUGGGUUUUGUGAAGGACACUUUGAUGCCUGUGGGACUUCCUGCCUCUUCAGUUACGCCAUCUGCUGGGGGCCUCAGCCCUCAGGGGCCUCACCAUGCCUGCCCCCUGAGCCCUGCAGCCACUCUGCCCCCACCCUGGUGCCCUCCUCUUUGCAGGAGGCCCACGGGCCGGCUCCUUGUCCAGGGCUCCUCGCCCAGGGUAGGUUCCCUGACUCUCUGGAGUCGUAGGUGCCUUUGAGAAAGCCCGGGAAAGGACAGAUGGCUGCUCUCUUGGCCCAUUUAUCUUCCUUGGCUUCGUUCUCCAACCCUGGGUUGCUGAACACCAAAAAGAUCAGUCCCCCCAGGCUUGAGGGGAGCGGUGAGUCCUGAUCCUGACUGUGACACUUUUCCUGGGACGUGGGAGCCACCCUGAAAGGCAGAGUGUGCCCAUGGCCUGUAGAUGGCGUCAUCUCAAAUUGCCACUCAGGCCGUCUAGAAGCUCGUUCCUGCAACAACAAGUGGUAAGAGGAAAGUCGAGGCAGAACUGAGGAGCGUGAGACAGCUGUGAGUGCAGCGCGUGGAAGGCUCCUGCCAGGGUCUGGUCGCAGUGAGUUCAGCAGGUGGCAAAACAGUGGUGCAGCCUUCUCUGGAAGCGCCGUGGGGUCACAGCUGUGGCAGACAGCGUUAUACCAGCAAAUGCCUCUUGCUGUCCUCGUCACCCCUCUUCCGACAUCUGGAUGCCCCUUGUAGUGUAGCCAGUGACUGAGGGCACCCUGAGAAAGGUUUUUUGCCAACAGCUUCAGCGAGAGAGGCAUCAGUUCUCGAUUUUGAAGGCUUGGGGGAACAUAAAUGCACUUAACAUACAAAGACAUCUGUACCAAUUACGGUCACAGUUACAGAGGAGUCACAAUAGACUUCCUAUUGUGGUAGACAGAGACACGUGUGAAUGUACAUGUCCAUGUUUUUUGUUUGUCUUUAAGACAAUUGUGGGCUUGCACACGUGCCAAAACCACUUUUGAGUAAAAUUUAGAAUUUUUUUAACCGGUCUAUGCAGGUUCAUAGCACUGACAAAAAUCAAAGGAUGGUACUAGACCUCCACUUAAUAAUUUAGGGAAAAUGCUCAUGACCACAGACUUUUUUUUUUUUUUUUUUUUUUUUUUUGUCUUUUUCCUUUUUAUCAGUACCGGGAAUCGAACUCAUGACUGCCUGCUUGCAAGGCAGGUGCUUAUGCCGCUGAGCUAAAUCCCCAGCCCCAUGACCACAGACUUAUUACUGAAUGUAAAAGUAUAUUUCAUGUAUAUGAUCACAAAAGUGCUCAUUUGGUCCAAGCAGAAGGAGGCAGGCCAGGUUUUAAUGGCAGGGAUGAAUGACUGGAGGGUCUUCUCUGCAAGCCAUACCAAAUGCAAGCAGCGGAAAUGCUGGAAGCUUUACCGACCAUUUUGUGUGUUCCAGGUCCAGACACAGAGCACAGCGUGUGAGGGAGCGUGCGCUAGUUGCUGUGUGCACGGUAGCUCAUGGACCUUUAACCUCACAGGCUUUGCAUAUUCACACAAAGCUCAGGUGUACUGUAUAAGCCUCAGAUGGACGUGCAUCGCUUGUCCCAGGCUGUCAGGCACAGUCGCCUCAAGCAGUGCUAUUUAACCAGAGUUCAAGCCGGCUUUAACCACAGUUACAAAGCGGUCACUUAAGCGAUCUUCCCACAGGUAGACACUUAAACAUUGACUGCUAAAACACAGUCCCCUGGGCAGUCAAAAGCCUUACAGCAGCAGACACAAGAUAGUCUUGAUGAAACCUCAGAUCUAGCCAGACAUGUUAGUGCAAACCUGUAAUCCCAGCAUGCUGGGAGGCUGAAGCAGGAGGAUUGUGAAUUUGAGCCUAGCCAUGUCUCAAAAGCUAAGGAAAGGAAAGAGGUGCAAAAGUGAAUUUAAAAGGAAUUAAGAUAUGUACAUGAACCAGCUCCCACAGAGAAUGUAACAUGUACUACACACAUGUACUAAUAAAAAAAUAAAGGUCCCAGGAAACUGUGGCUUUAGCGUAGAUUUGUGGCUGUGAGUGCCAGGCAGUGAGGCCCUGUGUGCCUGUGGACACUCAUAAGGGUCAGGCUUGAGCUCCCACAGCCAGAGGACACCAUGCUCCUGGUGGACAGUGCCCCAGUGCAAGAUCUAGGACUGUCACCUUUGACCUGGUCCUGGCGUGCCUCCGGCCCCAGAGAUAGAGCCUGAAGUCUGGCUGCACAAGAGGGGGACUUAACUCAGUGUAGGCUGAGGCAGGCAACCCUUUUCCCAGAAGCAGUUGUUUCCCCUGAGAAAGUAGUGGUGGGGUUGGGGUGCAGCUGGUUGGGAAAGCAUUGGCGUUACCAGCUGUGGCGAAAUGAGCACCUGGGUUCAGGCAGCCACUGCAGGGCUCCGAGGGGUUUCUGGUCUCAGCCCCACCCCUGCCCGGGAAAGUUUCCUUCUCUGUAGUCGCAGGGAGUUUACCGCUUGACUAACUACUUAAAACAGUUUUUAGUAAAACAGAAAAAAAUGAGAACCCAAAGCCUUUCUUAAACUCUGUAGUGCAGUCUUAAGAAUUAUGUGUACACAGAACUAAAAGAAAUGGAAAUUAAAAAUGAGGUGAGCUUUUCAAAAAGUUGAAGAAAUGAAGCCAUUCAAGUACCCUGGUGUAAGUUACUUUCAGGAACUGAGUGAUGUUUUCAGUAGUGGUGUUGCCGCUCACCACGUUUAUUUUAUCUUUACCAGGUCAGUUAAUUGCAAGCACUGACUGACCAAGAAAAUAGGUAAAGUAGAUUAAGCCAUUCCAUUAAAUCAGAGUGCACUUUCAGAUCAUCUCGGCUAGAUUUUCCCUGGGAGCACAUGAUUGGAAGUAGCCCCAGCCCUCCUUUGCUUUGGGGAGGUUUUUUAGUACUGGGGAUCAAGGCAGGGCCUCAUGGUGUAGUUCAGGCUGGCCGUAAACUCACUCGGCCCAGGCUGGCCUCCUGCCUCAGCCUCCCGAGUGCUAGGAUAACAGGUGGACACUCUCAUAUCCAGGUACUUUUCAUUCUUAUAAAAAUGAUGACUUUUUCCCUAACAUUCUGGCUUCUCUGGCUAAUCCCUGCUAGUUAGUAUUACAGAGUUAAAACCCAUAACCUGUAGGUGAGUGAGGGAGAGAAGAAAGCCAUGUGUGGAUUCAGGUUCAGGCCCCGCAGCUGCGUUCGGCCUAAGGCAGUGACACCGAGAAACAGAUAGCAGAGUCCAAGAAGCUUGGGCCCUGCCCCAGAGGAAAACUCCGUCCAGCCUGGGGCUGUGAGGAGGAGGAUGGCCGGCUUCCCUCCAAGGCAGCCACCAUGGGCGCCCAGGGGGUGGCGAGGAGGACAGCACACGAGGAGGCCAGUAGCUGGAACCCCACUCGCAGGCCCUGGUUAGUGCACCCCAGCCAAGUCGGGUCUGGGUGAAGCCUGCAGCUGGUCCCAGCUCCUGGGCAUGCCCACACAUGGAUGCUGGGGGCUCAGCAGAGGGACUCCAGCAGCAGAGCGAGCCUCUGCUCUGUGCCCCACCGCCUCCCUAGCAUGGCCAGCUGCCUGCCUGCUACCCUCCCAGCUAGGGUUCAUGUCAUCUCUCUUCUCGGGCUGCUUAAAACCCUAACUCCAGGCUCAGCGCAGCUCUCACAUAGGCUCUUGCUGGCUGGCUCUCUGGCUGAGCAAGUGACGUGGCCCCUUCUGAGUUCCACUUAUGCCCUGACUCCAGAGGCCCAGGCCCAAGUGCCUGCCCGCAGGGGCACCGCACCACAGGCAGAAGCACAGACCGGCUUCUGGACUUAGCCCCUGCGGUUCUGGGGACUGACCUCGGCUCUGUGCUGAGCCGCAGCACCAGCCCUGACCCCCUUAUUUGUAUUAGUGAGGCAGCCCGGCAUCUGCUCUGUGAGCCUGGGCCUUGUGAGGCCAGCUCAGGGCCUUGUUAGGUCCCCGAUGAGUCCCCAACCCGAGUUUCUGCCACCCCCUUAGAGUGGGUUGGUAGCAUCUGUCUGACCUGGGAAACCCCUGACAGCCUCGAGAGUGCUGUGGCCCAUUAGCAGCUGCUUUAUAGGAAGCAACUAAGGGCCGGAAGUGUGCUGCUUGGGUGGCCGGCUGGUGACGUGUGGGCAAGUUCCCAGGGCUGUGUUCUGUACAACCAUGCCCGCACCCUUGUGGUGUUGGCAGAAGCUCUGAUCUGGGUAUGUCACAGAACAGUCUCUUCCUGGGGUUUGCAGGGCGCUUUGAACAUUGUGAACUGUGAGCUCUAAGGGAAGCUUGUCUCGUACUGGUCACUGCCGCCAGAUGGUGAGACUGUCCGGCUCUGCUGCUUUGGGUUUCAUUGCAUUUUUAAUCAAAGAAAGGAAAUUGGUACUCAACCAUCUGCUCCUUUAGAGCUUCAACGUUGGCAGAAACGAUGUCACUCCUUCGUCUCAGGCCUGUGAGAUGCCCGUUCCUGGUGCUUCCUGCGGAGGCCUGGCCUCCUGACACCAGGGCCCAGUGAAGUCUCCAGUUGCUGUUUUUACCUGUGGUCACAUUGUGACCUUUCCAGCAGCUGCUGUGGUUUUGUUACAAUUUAGCGUCCACACUGUGAAAUGCAUGUCCACUCACCUCUCGCCAGAGAAGUCUCUCCUGCCUGGUCUGUGGACAGAUCGUGCCACACAGAGCGAGGUGCUGCCAGGCCGUCAGCAGGGAGCGGUGUGUCUUCCUGUCUGCUCCUCGCAGGUGUGGUGUGGUGUGGCGUGUUCCCUGUGUCUCUUCUGCCCCUCGUGGGGAACAGAGCCUUUUCUGCACCUUCCAGGAUGAGACAGCAGGGCAGGCUUUGGCUGAGGGCUUUUGCGGAGAUGAUGGUGCAGCCCCAGCCCCCCAUCCAAGCCUGGGGCCAGAAGAGGUGUUGCAGGGAUGUCCUGCUGUGGUUUGUAGGCUUGUGCUGUUCAGGGGGGUUUUUGUUGGUUCUUACAUAGGUGGUUUUGAGGUGGGUUCCAGGGCACCCUGGAAAUUGACUUUAGGGGAGCCAGGGCAGGCAAAGUGACAGUCCCACCUCAACUGUGCCCUGGAGGGUGGCAGUGGGGUCACAGCCCUCAGCUCCUGCCGCAGCUCCCUCUCCUCUGUCCUUUGUCUUCAUCUCUGCCCUUGGCGCUCUGGUCACUCUGCUGCAGCUGUGCUGCCCGCAUGCGCUGCUCUGCCUGCCGUCCUGUGCCUUGGCCUCAAGGCAGUCCGGCACAGCCGUGUGCCACAGUGGCACCCGCGACUGCUGACCACUGUCCUGUUCCCACCCGUGCCUCUGAGCAAAGCCUGCCCGGGGCCCACAGACUCUUCCUCCUCCUCCUGGUGGUGCGCUCGGGGCCCAGACUGGUCCUGCCAGUCGCCACUUAUUUGUUGCCCUUCCUGGUCACUGUCCCUGGUCCCAACAGCAGAACCUGGGACACUCCACAUGCCUGUCCCACAGACACACAGUGGCUGUCCCCACAGGGAAAGGGUCCCCCCCCCCCGGCAUCCGGUCCACAGCUCCCCUAGCACUCUCAUGCACCUGAUGCUGGGGGAGCUGUGUCGUUAGUGCACAAGCUCCGGGGCGGCCCCACUCUGGGACUCUCUGCGGCACUCCCACAUGGUCACAGGCAGUGGCCCCAUUAUCCUGUGGAGAGACAGGCUCUGUCCUCCUGCAGUGGGAGCAGAAGUGCUUAACAUUUUCCGGAGAGGCAGUUGGUACCACCGUUAAAGUUAUAAAGAUACCCCGCUAGGGCAUUGAGCUUGCAGGUGUGUACCUCCCACCUGCAGGUCAGGUUUGGCAUCCCUGACCACGCCACACUGGGGUGGGGAGGCAGAGCUGAAUGUGCCUGCCCACUGCGAAGAAGGAAGCCUGUGAGCCCUGCCCCAGGGCGCUGACUACAGUGGAUGAGCAUAGGUGGCCAGCGGUGUGGGGGGUGCAGGAGAAGCGUAUGAUCAGGGCUCUCUCCUGCGGGCUGGCACAUGACUGAUGAGUGUGUCACCUGCUCAGAUCCACCACACCGCUGUAGGGUUGGCUGCAAAGUCAGAGGGCUCAGCGGGUACUUAGGUUGGGCUCAGGACAUGUUGCCAGCUGCUUCCUGCCCAGCGGUCAGGGCUCUGGCUUCCAGAUUAGUCUUGCCAGUGAGCGCCUGAGCUGCCCAGGGGAGCAGGUGGGGCAGGCCGGUGCAAAACCCUGGAAGAGGGUGCAGGGGCCUGGCUUCGCGGCUGCAGUUGCCCAGAAGCAGAGUGUGACAGCCAAUGAUGAAACAGUUCGGGUGCUCUGGGGGCUGCUCUUGCAUUGAGCCAAGGACGCUCUUGACUUAACCGUGACGUGGCAGUGACAAUCACUUUACUGUACCUCUGUCCCACAUCUCACCGUGCGGAACACAUGUUUUUACUUAAUAGGCUUCGCUUGUAGUUCUAAUGGGAUGUGGUGUCCUGUGGGGUUUUAAAGGUCCAAAAUAAAAUUUACUCCCAGCCAUACUGCUCGGAGUCUUCAUGUCCUUAAAAUUCUCCACACUGCAUACACAGUGUAAGAGGGAAGUGCUGCCAGAAGCCUUGGGUUUUGGUGGCAGGGCUCAGGAACUGAAGUACAGGGCAGCAGCUGCCGGUGGGUGAUCAGGGAGCUUGAGACACGGCUGUCAGGCCUGGAUUCGACUGUGGCCCUGGAGUGCGUGCAGGGCAGCCCAGUGCCAUGAGCUCCCACAGGGCACAGCUCCUGGCUGAGCAGGCCGAGCAGGAACCCUGCCCGACGGUGCCAUGUUCCCAGAUGGCUGGUGAUUUUGUAGAUAGGUCAGCAGGAGCUAAGGGAAGAAGUGGGGUGACGGUGUUGGCUGUGUCCCCAAGAGUGGGGCCUAUGACUGUAAGAGGCCCAGACUUGUUCUGUGGCAGUGAGCAACGGCCCCUGUCUGGCCCAUGGAGCCCGAGCCCCUAGCCUCCAUGCUUGCUCGUCUGGGUCGUUUGUCACCCACUUGGUUUCUGCGCUCCUGACUUGCACUGAGCUUCUGUAGUCCAUCAGUUUCCUUCCCUUCUGGAGAGGAGCACACGUGCAGAUGUGUGGCCUCAGCCAGGCAGAAGCCGUGCGUCCAGGCAGACUUGGGACGCUCCGGGCAAUUGCUGGUUGAGGGGGUCUCACGCAGGCAUCGCAGAGAGGAAUCAGCCUGGCAGAGGCUGCAGUGCCGGGUGACCUCCCUGCAGAGAGUGGGUGUUGCUCACUUCCUGUCCUCGCUCCUGUGGCCUUCACAACAAGAUGCUGCCACCUGCCUGUGAGCACAGCAGCCAGGGUGGGGCCGGGAGCGAGGCAGAGCGACAGUGGGGUUAAUCAGCCCCUCUGGCUGGGAGGAAAUUGUGCAGAGAUGCCUCAGUGAGUCCCCCAGGCCUGUGUGCCGACCCUGAGCAGCGACUGUGGGGACAGGACCCACAGUGACAACAUGGGGGGGGGGGCGUGUGGAGCUGCCGGGCUCGCAGGUCUGGGUGCUGUUCCCUGCAAAGCCCCAGGGCCGCCCCCCACCUGCCGCUUGGUGCAGAGCGGGGGGCCCCUCGGCAGCUGGGCCCUGAGUGCAAUUGCGCAGACUGCCCUCGUGCACAGGGUAAGCCAUGCACUGCUCCCUUGUGAUAACCUCUUCUCCUUUGUCU
Molecule: messenger RNA, 11073 nt
Organism: Cavia porcellus (domestic guinea pig)
Lineage: Eukaryota; Metazoa; Chordata; Mammalia; Rodentia; Caviidae
Gene: Wdr20
Product: WD repeat domain 20
Exons: 4
Coding region: 63-710 (215 amino acids)
Molecular function (GO): protein binding
Source: RefSeq, a predicted model, not a curated record